Anopheles aquasalis is the source of this 1470-nucleotide messenger RNA. RefSeq names its product divergent protein kinase domain 2A. The record is from RefSeq and is a predicted model, not a curated record. Lineage: Eukaryota; Metazoa; Arthropoda; Insecta; Diptera; Culicidae.
CAAAAACUGGACCCAAAGCGGAAGUGACCGGACAGUGCACUGGACACAUCCUGGCAUCCUGCAGAACCAGGCCUGCGGUGCUGAGCGCACACCCUCGUCACCACGAAAACUACUCCGACCGCUCCGUCCGGAACUGAAACGCGCCGGUUUUUGUAACCAAGUACCUACCCUCUUAUUGUGAUAACGAUUCCUAUACACCUGUUCAGAACAGAUGUUCAGAUGCCUUCCAAAGCUUCUGUAUAUCAUGCGUUUCUGUUUGUGAUAAUUGUGUUGCGACACCAGCCCCAAGAGCCCGGCGAAGGCAAAGGUCCACUUGAGAGCAUUUGUGAGUACGAAACACAACAACUGUGCCCCGAAUGUUUCAACGGACCAUCCGUGUGUCGGCAUGCUGAUCAACUGUUUGAAGAGCAGCGCGGAAGUUGGUUCAACAAAAUUAACAACCUCAUGCACGCACACAGCACUACCUUGGGAACGUUUCGCGGUACGGAUCGUGCUGUUAUGAAGACACUGAAUCCACACAAAGCAGUUGAAUCCUUGCAGCGUGCUUUUUGUGAUAUGGUACUGGAGGAGAUCCCAUCGGCAAUUUCCCGUGAUGCUUGUAGCUGGUCAUUGAAGGGCAACACGAAAGAUAGCACGAUGUUUCUGAAGAAGGUUAUCCUGGACACUGGACGGAUCGAGGGAUGUAUUUUCUGUCCAGCGAAUGGUAACCUGGCGUCGUUACAUCGUUUUCUACAUUCCAUCGACCUCGAUCGAACAACAGGACUUUGGACACUGCUCGCAGUUCGCACUAACGUAGAAAUACUGUUAUUGAUGUUAGCUUCUAAGCACAAGGUCAGCAUGCCUUUUCCAAGAUUACUUUAUUAUUUCGGAUUCUCAUUCAUCGAAAGCUACGACGGUGAACCUUUGAGUAAGUUUUACAACAGUCCACUUCACAUACGUAUGCUGAUUGCACGUGAGCUUAUAAAGGCCGCAUUUGCCAUAACGGAAGGAAUCGACGGAUUUAGGUUUAUUCUCACAGACUUAAGUCCAGAUAAUGUCGCUGUGAGCAUCGAAGAAGAAGAUCGUAAAGUGAUAACCCUGUCCAUCGUUGAUCUGAACAAUAUCAUAGUGAUAGACAGUUAUGCCACCACAUUUGAAACGGAUCGACAUCAUGUGCAUAGGAAACUAGAGUGCGAAGGAUGCUUUGCAUACUCCCAAAACGAUAUUUGCAGCCAUUCAAAAAAAAAUAGUGACCUAAACUAUUUCGCCGUAUGUCAGCUGCUUCUAGAAGAUCUUAACGGAAACGCUGCUGCCGGGUUUUUGCACUACGAUCACCAAAACCUACCGAACGACUCAGAUGAAAGUGCGAUACAAGUACGGCUGCUGCACACUUUUCUUCGCGAAUGUGUCUACUGUCAACCACCGCAUUGUCGUGACCGAUCAGUGAUUCUCGAGGACAUACUGAAUGUCUUGAAUCGAUGGUCAUCUUGA